Molecule: messenger RNA, 1185 nt
Organism: Penicillium samsonianum
Lineage: Eukaryota; Fungi; Ascomycota; Eurotiomycetes; Eurotiales; Aspergillaceae
Exons: 5
Coding region: 1-1185 (394 amino acids)
Biological process (GO): protein dephosphorylation
Cellular component (GO): nucleus; protein phosphatase 4 complex; cytoplasm
Molecular function (GO): protein phosphatase regulator activity
Source: RefSeq, a predicted model, not a curated record
AUGUCUCUGGACGAGGAAGCUCUCCAAACAGCCGCCAAUGGCGGCCAGAUGGAUUUAGAGAGAUGGAACGGCAUGGCUGGGCCACUGAUUGAGCGACUGGAAUACAUCGUGUACAAUGUGUUCCCCAUGCCUCAAGCGCGCCCCGACCCCAUCGGCCAGCCUUUAUUUCCCAACCAUUCUUCUCAGGCAAAUUCCAUCCCACCCGAAAGCAGCAACAAGGAAAACACCUCCCCCGCCGAUAUCCAGACUUUACCCCAGGCAGCGCGAACUGGCUCUCCCCCGUCGAGUGAGCGAGUGCCAGAGUCGCAGCCCCAGCCAUCUGGAGCGAGCACGGAUGGCCAGCUUCCACCCCCGCUUGCAUUUCUUUUGAGCGCCAUCCGCUCAUCGAUUAAAUCCUUCUUCGAGGAUAAACCUCCACACACCAUUCAGAGACUCGCAGAGCUGGUCCUCUACCCGACCAAGCACUAUAGAACGCUACCCGCAUACCUACGUGCUGUCGAUCGCGUUGUCUCAGUGACAAGCUCCGCAGAUGUUUUCCCAUUCCAAACGCCGGCUGUCACGAAUGCUCCAACAAACGGGCUAGUGCUUCCUGGCAAUAGCAGCGGGGUAUAUACGGCCCCGGACUUUGCCCACGGUCUUGGGAGCGAUGAAUCUCUGGGCGGUGCGCUACUUACUCCGAUCCCGUGGUUAACCAAUGCCUCGUUCGAAGGCGAGGAUACCAAUGGAGAUGCAGGCAUACUAGUUAAGGGCACUGAAGCUUUACCUACACAGCCCCAGGAGGAGCCGAGCACCACAACCCUAGUAACCACCGAAGCCGAAGAAAGUGCUACUACCGCCUCACCAGAGCCAUCUGACGAGGUCCCUCACGCCCGUGGUCCAAUCCUCCUCGGCGUGGAAGACAUGGGUCUGCAAGACGGCAAAGGCGUCGAGAUGCGUCUUUCCGGAGACGGUGCCGCCGAUGUCCCGGCUGCUGCUGCUGCCACUGCUACCCAGGCAAUGGAAGAACAAGAAAAGGCCGGAUCAACUGGCGACAAGGACGGUGAUAUUGUGCUUGCAGACACCAAACCGAAUGAAGAGGAAGAAGCCAAGAAUGAAGGCCUUUCUACAGAGCCCCAAACAGGCAAUGCAGAGUCUGAACCAACUGGUGAUUCAUCCCAAGCGCCGGACGCCGAGAAGAAAGCAUGA